AAGUAAGCAAGAAAGAAAAAAAGAAAAGAAAAGAGGCGCACCGCGAUUCAUUCAUAAACCCAAAGAAAACUCUGAUUAAAUCAUACCGCUCCCUAACCCCACCAGCCUAAUCCCCACCACCAUCUCCUCCUCCACCACCAUCACCACCACCAAAUCCUUCCAAACAAACUCAACAAGUAGCCCCACAAAUCACAGCUCUCAGACGCAUACACAGACAGAGAGAAAAAAGAGACAGAUAAAGACAGUGUCGGAGAGAGGGAAUUAAAGAGAAGAUGAAGCUCUCGGCGUUACAGCAAAGCUACUUAAACCGUCGCAGCAACAGCUUCAGGUCAUCUGGGGCGUUGGAUUCGUCUUCGGACAGUUCGAUCAAGUCCACCUCCGCGAUCUUCUGGCUCGUACUCCACGGACUCUGCUGCCUCAUUAGUCUCUUUCUCGGCUUCCGCUUCUCACGGUUGGUCUUCUUGUUCCUCUUCUCCACUUCUGCUACCACCAACCUCUACACCUCGCCGUUUCGCACAGCCUCCGAGCUCGCCCAGACCCUCACCGUUCACUCCACUCCGAUUCGGGAUCUCGAGUUUCCGCCUGGGAACAUAACCUCCAUGGCCGGCGGGAGCUCCGGCAGUAGUCGAGUUGUGGUCGGAAGACACGGGAUCCGAAUCCGGCCCUGGCCUCACCCGAACCCCGUCGAGGUCAUGAGGGCUCAUCAGAUCAUCGAGAGGGUCCAGAAGGAGCAGAGACUUCAGUUCGGGCUCAAGAACCCGAGGACAGUCAUCGUAAUCACGCCGACCUAUGUACGGACGUUCCAGGCGCUGCAUUUGACAGGCGUGAUGCACUCGCUCAUGCUGGUUCCGUACGAUCUCGUCUGGAUCGUGAUUGAGGCCGGUGGAGCCACCAACGAGACCGCUUCGCUCUUCGCUAAGUCUGGGCUUCGGACUAUCCACAUUGGAUUCCGUCAGCGGAUGCCGAAUUCGUGGGAGGGACGGCACCAUUUGGAGGCUCGGAUGCGGCUUCACGCUUUGAGAAUUGUGAGAGAAAAGAAGCUGGAUGGGAUCGUGAUGUUUGCAGAUGAUAGUAAUAUGCAUAGUAUGGAGCUCUUUGAUGAGAUUCAGAAUGUCAGAUGGGUUGGUGCUCUUUCGGUUGGGAUACUUGCGCAUUCGAGUGAUGCAGAUGAGACCUCUGCGUCUGUAAUUGAGAAAAACGAGGAUGAGGAGAACCCUGAAUCACUGCCUGUUCAGGGUCCUGCCUGCAACUCAUCCAAUCAUUUGGCUGGAUGGCACACCUUUAAUUCUCUGCCGUAUCUCGGGAAGAGCGCUACUUACAUUGGUGAUCGAGGGAUUGUGUUACCCAGGAAGCUUGAAUGGGCUGGGUUUGUGUUGAAUUCCCAGUUGCUUUGGAAGGAUGCUGAAGACAAGCCAGAGUGGGUCAAGGAUCUAGAUGCAUUAACUCACAAUGAUGAGGACAUAGAGAGUCCGUUAUUUCUGCUAAAGGAUUUUUCUGUGGUGGAGCCACUUGGAAGCUGUGGACGGCAGAUAUUGCUCUGGUGGCUUCGAGUUGAAGCUCGUGCGGACAGCAAAUUUCCUCCUGGAUGGAUAAUUGACCCUCCUUUGGAGAUCACUGUCCCGUCAAAACGCACACCUUGGCCGGAUGCCCCUCCUGAACUCCCAUCUACUGAAAAAGUAGUGACUGGUGUCCAAGAGCAGAUAGUGAAGCAUUCUUCAAAGACUCGAACACCCAGAUCUAAACGCACUCGUAGUAAGAGAAAGCGUGACACAAAAAUAGUAGACACACGGCUUCCAGUGAGGAAUUCUGAACAAAAUUGAAAGAUGAUCCCAGUACAUCUAAUGAUAAUAUAAUGCUGUGUGAAUUUGAAACCCCUGGCUUUUCAGCUUCAAGAUUCAAUUGAUAUAGCAGAGAAGCAAGGUAUUACAGGGUACAUAGCGAAGGCACUGGUUACAGCGGGUCAGUCACCCAAUUCAGCCUGAAUUCCACCUGAUUUUGCAAUUUUUCGCCUUUGAUUUUAUAUUUUUGUUGGGUGAUUCAUAUUCUGGUCUCAUGAAAGUGGUAUAUUCACUGGAUCCUGACGAGUCUCAUGCUUUGUAGAAAGCUUGUAUCCAAUAGGCUUCAAAUUUUAUACAGAAAUCGUUUCUAAAUAGGAAUUAUAGAGUUGCAAUCAGUUGGGCCUCUCAGAAACGAUACCAAAAUGUAAUAAAAUCUUCAUUCAUUACAAAA
Carya illinoinensis is the source of this 2229-nucleotide messenger RNA. Its product is annotated as beta-1,4-xylosyltransferase IRX14. The record is from RefSeq and is a predicted model, not a curated record. The transcript is spliced from 3 exons. The coding region runs from base 273 to 1820 and encodes 515 amino acids. Lineage: Eukaryota; Viridiplantae; Streptophyta; Magnoliopsida; Fagales; Juglandaceae. Gene Ontology annotation, biological process: plant-type secondary cell wall biogenesis; glucuronoxylan biosynthetic process. Gene Ontology annotation, cellular component: Golgi membrane. Gene Ontology annotation, molecular function: xylosyltransferase activity; galactosylgalactosylxylosylprotein 3-beta-glucuronosyltransferase activity.